Leishmania braziliensis MHOM/BR/75/M2904 is the source of this 1716-nucleotide messenger RNA. RefSeq lists its product as hypothetical. Bases 1 to 1716 code for a protein of 571 amino acids. The transcript has a single exon. The record is from RefSeq and is a predicted model, not a curated record. NCBI's taxonomy places the organism in Eukaryota, Euglenozoa, Kinetoplastea, Trypanosomatida, Trypanosomatidae.
AUGCUCACGACGUGCCGCGUACUCCUCGGCGCCAAGCUCCCACCGCCGUACAGCUAUGCGCUUGAUCUGGAGUACAUCAAGUUCAACGGUAACUCUUAUGUGCGCUCACUAGCCUUGGUUCCAUUUGCGCGAGUAGGGCUGCCGUCACCGUGCCCGCCCUAUGCUAGCGAGGUCGUUGCCCGGGCAGGCAGCCCCGAGAGUAGUCGAGUUCAGCUGCCGCCUCACACACUCACCGACCUUGGGAGUGCGCCGACGGUGCUCGAGUUGAGCCCGAGGGAGGUGAUGCGGGUGGCAGAACCGCUCCCAUGUGGCCACCUUCUCCUGCCAAAAAUUCAGCAAGGUCUCGUGCAAGGAGCGGCCCUGGAGGAGCUGCGGGCCCCGCUCGAGACGGAAGCGCGCUGCGCCAUGGAGUCAUUCUCCGGUCUUCGCCGAACUCUACGGGAAGAACAGAAGAGAACCGCGGGAGAGGAAAAACGUUCUCCUACAUUUUUGACUCCCUUUGACGACGAGUUGUCACACGAUUCCACUGACGCCUCGGCGGAGUUGCUGAACGACUCGAAUGACCUUUUAAUGAUCGAGGACGAGAGUACGUUACCGCUGCCGGCAGCCGAUCUCACCAUAGAUGCUGAGAAGCUGGUGAUGAGGGAGUUGCAGAUACGACUGAGCACUGUCCGGUUCUUCAAGGGGCUGGACCCCUUCGGGAUUCCCAACAUCCACCGGUUCAACCGUGAGGCACUCGAGCUGCUCUAUGCCGCCCCAGUAGAGUCGCGCGACUUUAUCGAGGCAUCGAAGCACAUUCGUGGCUUGCGCGCCUACAGCAAAGGCAAGCAAGGCUACAAGCCGCUUGCGUCUCUCUCGUACCACCACCCACGACUACUGCAGGGCCUCCUGCACCGCAGCUUUGAGAGCCCUGCUGCGUGGUACAGAUGGCUCACGGGCUGCGCGACGUGUGUGGAGACAAGCUUGAUUGAGGUGCGCAAUGCACACCGGGACGGUAUUUACGUCAAUGCAGGGCGUCAUGCGAGAAGCUCGACUGGUGGUACAGCGCUCGACUCCGAUGACGUCCAGGCAGCGUCGGCGCUGGUGCCGACGUCUUCGACUCUUAACUUCAAGGAGAGUUCCACAAUGGAGGAUCUGGCAGAGCAGAUACAUCUGCUGUGGCGCGGUCUCAAGCAUUCACCGCAAUGCAACGGCGACAGAAACGAGGGCGCACCGCCGUGCCUUCGCGCGAAGGUGUACGUGUACGGCAGCAGCGAUGCCCCUGUCCUUCACCGCACGCUGGGGCUGGCGCUCACUGGGACACCCCUGCCAUGCCACCUCUCACGGCGAGGUCUUUCAAAAGGCUCUCAGGCUUCUGGGUCGAAACAGCUACCUGACAGGGCUGCUGCUGCUGCUGCAUUGGGGUCUGCGCAUCGGACAUCAUCACCGCCGAUACGGCUGCUGCUCUCGCCUCUGGGGGCAGCGGUAGUGGAUGCCACGCGACACCCUCUCUUCACGGCAGCUGGCUUUGCCUCGUCCCCUAAGAAGCCGCCAUCGCUGAUGACGGCACUGGAGAAAGCUGCAAGCAGUGACGCGACGGCGGCGGCGCUCUUGUCAGCUCCGCAGUGGCACGAUCCGCUGUGGGAUGCCCAGGCGCUUGCGUGUGUCUGUGCGUGUGCUGGCAUGGCGCGCACUCCUGAAGAGUGGGAAAAAGGAGGUAGAGCCACGCACCAGUGA